AUGUAUUUUUAUAUAUUGUUUAUUUUCAUUCAAUCUCAGGGUUUUGAAUUGUUCAUUGAAAAGGAUAAGUAAUAUCUCAUUGCGAAUGAUAAUAAAACCGAUAUUCGAUUUUAAGAUGAGACUUUGGAGUAAUCUCAAUGUCAUCCUUCAAAAUAAUAUUUAGAAAACUCUAAUGAAAAGCAUACCAAAUUUAUAUUCAAUAACAAUCAUCAAGAAGACUAGAUCACUGUAGUAAUGCAUCCUUUAGUAUAUGAUACAGAUGUCCUUAACAUAUUGUAUUCACCCAAAAAGAAACCAUACGAAAUAGAGCCAAACUCAUCAGAAUAAUUUAUUAUCUCUUAUGAAUGCAAAGCUACCAAGGAUUAAAUUUCAUGGAGUUUAAUAGUAUUAGAAUUUUAAGUAUUCUUCAAUCAGAAUCAUUCUUAAUAUUACGCAAUCUACUUUUACAAAUAAUGCCUAUAGACAGAACUAUAAAUCCAUCCAUUAAUUAUAUUAUUAAUUUUGGCAGUAACAUUAAUAAUAAUAGGCACCAAUUAUGGAUUAUAAGAAAUUAAAAUGCUUGAGUAAAUAAAGACUGAUGAAUUCAAUGCAAAGACAUCAGUGUUAUUUAUUUUAUCUGCAAGUGUAUUAUUAUUUUGUCUAUUUAAAUUUCCAUAAAUUGGAUAAUUAGUGUUGAGUGUAGUGAUAUUCUUUUUGGCCAUAAUGAGUAUUUAAAUAAUUAUAGAAGAUUAGUUAUAAAAAAUGAUAGGAAACAACACAUUACUGAAGAUUGUGUCAUAUUUAAUUAGUUUUGGUAUUGUAUUCUCAUAUUUCUAUUAUAAACAUUGGAUAAUAAAUAACAUUGUUGCAUUUCUAAUAACACUUUUGAUGUUCAAGAUAAUUGAAAUAGAUAGUUUUAAAACUGCCACAUUAUUAUUGAGUUUGGCCUUCUUUUAUGAUAUAUUUUGGGUAUUCAUAAGUCCUUAUUUUUUUGGAACUUCUGUUAUGGCAUAAGUAGCUACAUCGAUAGAUUUGCCUAUGAAAUUUAUAUGUCCACCUUUGAUGAUUUCAAAUACUUCUCCUUUAAUGAGAUGUUCCAUACUUGGUUUAGGAGACAUACUAUUACCAGGAAUCGUGAUCAAGUAUGUUCUAAAAUUUGAAAAUUUGUUGAAUAAAGGUUAUUGUAUGUACAUUACCUCGAUAAUUGGAUAUUGUAUUGGAUUAAUAGUUUGUAUGUGUUCCUUGGUUAUCUACUAAUAAGCAUAACCAGCAUUAUUAUACUUAGUUCCUAUAAUAUUGAUACCUGUGAUUAUUAUGAGUGUCAUAAGAAAACAAUUUUAUUAAUUAUGGAAGGGAUAGGUAUUUAAAUCAUAGAAAUAAGCUGGAGUUUAUGAGUUGCAAUAGAGUGAAUAAGUUUGAUAUAUAUAUUAUAAAGUGUAUGAAUAAUAUUAUGAAUU
Paramecium tetraurelia is the source of this 1436-nucleotide messenger RNA. RefSeq lists its product as uncharacterized. NCBI's taxonomy places the organism in Eukaryota, Ciliophora, Oligohymenophorea, Peniculida, Parameciidae. The record is from RefSeq and is a predicted model, not a curated record. The transcript has 3 exons. Gene Ontology annotation, biological process: membrane protein proteolysis. Gene Ontology annotation, molecular function: aspartic endopeptidase activity, intramembrane cleaving. Gene Ontology annotation, cellular component: lumenal side of endoplasmic reticulum membrane; membrane; cytoplasmic side of endoplasmic reticulum membrane.